GUCACACAGGUCGAGGAAACCAAUAUGGCCGCCUGCAAUACCGGAAGUGGGAGAAGUCAGAAUAACGAAGGACUUCUGUAAUUAUGCUGGGUUUAUCCAUAAAAGAGGUGUGUGCAGCUCUGAGGGAAGGAAAGCUCUCAGCGACAGAGCUGUGCAGAAAAUGUCUGCAGCGAAUCAAGAAGACACGCCACCUCAACGCCUACAUCACUGUAACAGAGGAGCUGGCAGUGAAACAGGCGCAGGAAGCGGACGACAGGCUGCUCAGAGGUAAACCUCUCGGUCUGCUGGAUGGCAUUCCUUUUGCUGUAAAAGACAACUUCUGUACAAAGAACAUAGAGACUACAUGCGCCUCUCGCAUGCUACAAGGUUAUUUUCCUCCGUUUAAUGCUACAGUGGUACAGAAGUUACUGGAUCAGGGGGCUGUGCUCAUGGGGAAGACCAACUUGGAUGAGUUUGCUAUGGGAUCAGGCAGCACUGAUGGAGCGUUUGGUCCUGUGAGGAACCCCUGGAGUUACACUGCUCCGUACCGGACGCUCCGCCCUGGAACAGAUCCGGACUCUGAUUGGGUGAUUACAGGUGGGAGUUCAGGAGGAAGUGCAGCCGCUGUGGCGUCUCUGAGCAGCUUCCUUGCCCUGAGCUCCGAUACAGGCGGUUCCACUCGUAACCCCGGCUCUCUGUGUGGCGUCGUGGCUCUGAAGCCCAGCUAUGGUCUGCUGUCUCGUCACGGCCUCAUCCCCCUCGUUAACUCCAUGGACGUCCCCGGCAUCAUGAGCAGGAGCGUCCACGACACGGCAAUCACACUCAAUGUCCUACAGGGUCUGGAUGUAAAAGACUCGACCACGGUCCCGGCUCCUGAUUCUCCCGCUGCUCUCCUUCAGGAGUUUGAUGUCGGAGAUCUUUGCGUGGGCGUCCCGAAGGAGUACCACGCUCCGGGUCUGUCGGACGAGACGUUGUCCCAGUGGACGCGUGUGGCAGCCAUGUUUGAGCGAGCGGGGGCGCGGGUGUGUGAAGUGUCGCUCCCUCACACUCUGUACUCCAUCGUGUGCUACCACGUGCUCUGCUGCUGCGAGGUGGCGUCCAACAUGGCGUGCUUUGACGGCCUGCAGUACGGUCACCGCAGUUCAGUAGAGAGCUCAACUGAAACGCUGUACGCCACCACACGGCACGAGGGCUUCAACGACGUCGUGCGGCGCAGGGUCCUCUCGGGAAACUACUUCCUGUUGAAACAGAACUACGAGCGCUACUUUGUGAAGGCUCAGCAGAUCAGGCGUCUGAUCGCGGAGGAUUUCCGGCGCGUGUUCUCCUCCGGCGUGGACGUCCUCCUCACGCCCACCACGCUCAGAGACGCCAUGUCUUACUCAGACUUCAUCCAGGAGGACAAUCGCACUCGCAGCGCGCAGGACGACAUCUUCACUCAGCCGGUCAAUUUAGCAGGUCUCCCUGCCGUCGCCGUCCCGACGUCCCUCUCCAGCCGAGGACUUCCCAUCAGUCUGCAGCUGAUUGGCCAGCACCUCCAGGACAGGAAGUUGCUGACGGUAGCUCACUGGAUGGAGCAGCAGCUCGAUUUUCCCCUCCUCCGUUUUGACAACGAAGACGACGCCCAGGAGACAAAAUCGGAGUGGGACAGAGACCGAGAACACACCUCAGGGUUGUGAAUGAUGACGUCAGCUCAAAUCUGAGAGAAAUAAAAACCAAGAUCCUAAAUUUCCAUGCUGCAGAAUCCUGGGUUCUGAUUGGUCAGAAGGUGUUGAGGGCUGGAAGUCUUCCAUCUUCAGGAGGGAACAGCUGUUUAUAGCUGCUACAGUGCAAGCGAGAAAUUAUUCCAUGGACAACAUUUCUACAACAUUAAAGGCAACUAUAAACGGAUAAAAAAGUGUUGUUGUUUAUUCAAUAAAUGGUGAGCAUUUUGGUGCACUAUAAGAGAAAUGUAUAAAACACUUUAUCAGAAAUUAAUCAACUUCACAGUGUUAACAGGAACCCCACUUCAUCACGCUGACCCAUCACUGAUUAUUUUCCUGUAAAAGCAUAACACGGAGGUUGGGGAGGACAGUUCUGUGCAGAUUUUUUUUAGCACUUCCUGUAGAGUAAAUUCUGGAACAGAACAGCAUGUUAUUGUUUGUGGAGAUUUUUGUCUCUUUUUCUUUUUCCCCCACUAAUUUCUCCUUAAUUUAUUCGUGGCCGGUUCCCACCCACCAGACACCUCUCCCCGUAGCCACCAAUCAGAGAGGGCAAAGGUCAUGACGCACUUCCUCCGAGGCACAUGACACCAGGGGGCGGGGUAGCACACAAGGAGGAAUGUGGUAUCCGCCCACUUCUGCAUCCCUCAUCUCACAGACGCCUGUGAUUCGCUCACGUCACUGUAAUUGACCGACAGGUUUCAGAGGUGACCCUGUGGAAUGUACCGGAAGGCUGAUAUAAAAGCCUGAAAACUGAUUCAGUGAAGGAGAAACGUUCAGAAUGAGGUGAUGACUCGAACCACAGAGGAAGAGCAGACGACCCUCACUUCCUGUCCUACAGGCCGAUUUCUACACUGUACGGCAAUGACGCUCGCGAAGUAUUUAUACCUCCACGUCCUGUAGGAGACGCUGUCACAUGAAACACACCGGAGUUUACUGACAUUAAAAAAGAGCGAAAAAACAAUGAAAGUUUCACUGUUUAAUAAAAAACACGGACAGGA
Molecule: messenger RNA, 2677 nt
Organism: Neoarius graeffei (lesser salmon catfish)
Lineage: Eukaryota; Metazoa; Chordata; Actinopteri; Siluriformes; Ariidae
Gene: qrsl1
Product: glutaminyl-tRNA amidotransferase subunit QRSL1
Exons: 11
Coding region: 84-1655 (523 amino acids)
Biological process (GO): glutaminyl-tRNAGln biosynthesis via transamidation; mitochondrial translation
Cellular component (GO): glutamyl-tRNA(Gln) amidotransferase complex; mitochondrion
Molecular function (GO): glutaminyl-tRNA synthase (glutamine-hydrolyzing) activity
Source: RefSeq, a predicted model, not a curated record